Octopus sinensis (East Asian common octopus) is the source of this 513-nucleotide messenger RNA. Its product is annotated as histone-lysine N-methyltransferase SETMAR-like. Bases 1 to 513 code for a protein of 170 amino acids. Gene Ontology annotation, molecular function: nucleic acid binding. The transcript is spliced from 2 exons. The record is from RefSeq and is a predicted model, not a curated record. Lineage: Eukaryota; Metazoa; Mollusca; Cephalopoda; Octopoda; Octopodidae.
AUGAUGAGCUUGAAGGCCUCUUACAUAUUCAGUGAUGACAUCGGGAUGGAGUUUGAUCAUGGAAAGUGUGCCAAGGCCACUUUCCAGAAAGAGGAAUUAAAGACCACGAAUUCGGUCGUGUUUGAUGCUGACACAGUUAUAAAAGAACUUGACCAGACCGUCAACCGAGAGUUCAACUGCGACGUUUUGAAGCGUGUAAGAGAGAACAUUCAACGAAAGCAACCGGAUCUGUGGAGUGCAAAGAAUUGGAUUCUUCAGGACCGCGAUGCACUCUGUUACCGAGCUCUCAUCACUCGCAAAUUUCUCGCCAAAAACAUGUUAUCGCUUCCACAUCCGCCCUAUUCGCCAGAUUUAACACCUGUGGAUUUCCAUCUCUUCCUCAAAAGGAAAAUGCAGCUCAAAGGUUGCCGUUUUAACAUCGCCGUCGAGAUCCAGAGCGAAUCGCUGAAGGUCCUCAACUCGUUUACGGGAAACAAAUUCCAGGCAAGAUUCCAAGAGUGGCAGGAACGCUGA